Echinops telfairi (small Madagascar hedgehog) is the source of this 1050-nucleotide messenger RNA. RefSeq names its product oligosaccharyltransferase complex non-catalytic subunit (gene OSTC). Lineage: Eukaryota; Metazoa; Chordata; Mammalia; Afrosoricida; Tenrecidae. The transcript has 4 exons. Bases 50 to 499 code for a protein of 149 amino acids. Gene Ontology annotation, cellular component: oligosaccharyltransferase complex. The record is from RefSeq and is a predicted model, not a curated record.
GGGUGGCGCGUGAGGUUUGAGGCUGAGAGGCGUCCCUCCCGCCGCCAACAUGGAGACCUUGUACCGAGUCCCGUUCUUAGUGCUGGAAUGCCCCAACCUGAAGCUGAAGAAGCCGCCGUGGGUGCACAUGCCGUCGGCCAUGACGGUGUACGCCCUCGUGGUGGUGUCUUACUUUCUCAUCACCGGAGGAAUAAUUUACGACGUCAUUGUGGAACCUCCAAGUGUUGGCUCUAUGACUGAUGAACAUGGGCAUCAGAGGCCAGUAGCCUUCUUGGCCUACAGAGUAAAUGGACAAUAUAUUAUGGAAGGACUCGCAUCCAGCUUCCUGUUUACAAUGGGGGGCUUAGGCUUCAUCAUCCUGGACCGAUCCAAUGCACCAAACAUUCCAAAACUAAAUAGAUUUCUUCUUCUGUUCAUUGGAUUCGUCUGUGUCCUGUUAAGUUUUUUUAUGGCUAGAGUAUUCAUGAGGAUGAAACUGCCGGGCUACCUGAUGGGGUAGAGGACGUUUGAAGGAGAACUCAGUGGAUGCUGGAUUUGGCCCUGUGAAUGAAGUUGUCAAGGGUGUGUGUGCCGUUCCCCGAUGCUGAAAGGAUGAGAAGCCGCAGAGAAAGGAGAAUGUGUGCAGUCCCAGGCGUCCCAGGCAAGCUGGGGCUGGAAUUUCCUCUUGGGACCAUCAGAGACCGGCUCAUUGCAGUGUUCUCUCCCUUCCUCUCUGCUGACCGAGACUGACGUGCCACCAAUGUUACAUGGCAUUUUCUUUUUAGAGUUUCAUUUCUUAAAGAAAAUAUACUCCAUUUCUCCAACUAGAAUGCUGAAUAAAGUGAUUGAUUUCUGCAGCCCCUUAGCAUUGAUAGGAGAAGACGCUCUGCUUCUCAAACACUGUGAAACCGGGAAGCGGGCUCUGCACGCCGAGGCCUGCACAACCGGCCCUCGCUCCCUGGGGUGCUGGGCUUUUCAACAGGGCGCCGGUAGUCCAGGCGCAUGUGAAGGACUGCUUCCUGAACAGUAAGAUGUAUGGAAGGAACAGAAAUAAAUGAUUUUCCUAAUUAA